AGGAUUUAAAACAUGUCAUUUGCAUACAAAGCGAAUACUCGGAUAUAAAUGAACUGUAUUGGCGUACGAGAAUCUUCCGAAGUAAUAGCAAUCUUUUAAAACUUGUGUAUGGGAAGUCUGAUAGAUUAUGGAAGAUAUCACAUGAACUGUUGGGAUUACUUCAUUUUAUUUUGGGACACGUAGACUGCGUCAAAAUUGCCUGGGCGAAACACACACAUCGGAAACAAUGUCGGCUGAGUCUAUUCCAAAGGACACUAAGGACGAAUCGUUCUACGAGUGUAACAUAUGUCUGGAGACCGCACAGAAUGCCGUGGUCAGCAUGUGUGGCCACUUGUAUUGCUGGCCAUGUCUGCAUCGGUGGCUAUUGACGCAACCCAACCGCAAGGUGUGUCCCGUUUGCAAGUCGGCCGUGGAUAGAAACAAAGUAAUACCGCUCUACGGACGAAACGAUACGAGGCAGGAGGAUCCGCGGGACAAAACUCCGCCGCGUCCAACUGGCAAUCGCUCGGAGCCCGAAGCGGAGGUGGGAUUUGGUCGUGGCUUUCACAUGUCCUUCGGUCUUGGUUUUCCCUUUGGCUUUCUUGCAUCUUCCCUGAAUUUGGGCGAGCCACGCCAUGCUGCUCCUAAUCGCGGCACACGGGUUUUGCAGCAUGAACAACUCCUUUCCAAGUUCUUUCUCUACUUGGCCUUUAUACUCAUCUUUUGGAUGCUUUUCGCUUAGUCAGUUGGGAACGAGAUCAAGAUCAACCAUGAGUAAAUUCGGGAAGAUGUCGGUGCUUUUUAAAUUAUGUUUGGUGAAGUUUUCGGAAGAUUAACACCAUCAUUGGAUGCAGUGGUUGUCCCACAAUGUGAAACAAAAACUGCUAGUAAAAUGAAGCUAUUUGAAAGUAAAUAUUUAAGUGCCCUGAGAAUUAAAGUGCAUUUCAUGUUGCUGACACGACUGGUUUAGUUGUAUUUACAUAAAACCAAAAGGUUGCAUGUCGUAAAAGUAGAACUGGAUGUGAGUGUACAUAAAUUGUGGAAAAUAAAUUAACUUUCCUCGAUUUGAAAAACGAGAUAUUAAAGUAGAAUGCUUCCGGUAUUGCUGAAGUGCACUGCAACUUUCUCCAAACCUAUGAUUAAUGU
Molecule: messenger RNA, 1125 nt
Organism: Drosophila erecta
Lineage: Eukaryota; Metazoa; Arthropoda; Insecta; Diptera; Drosophilidae
Product: E3 ubiquitin-protein ligase RNF185
Exons: 1
Coding region: 227-721 (164 amino acids)
Biological process (GO): ubiquitin-dependent protein catabolic process
Cellular component (GO): endoplasmic reticulum
Molecular function (GO): ubiquitin-like protein conjugating enzyme binding; ubiquitin protein ligase activity
Source: RefSeq, a predicted model, not a curated record